UUGUUCUCUUUUCUAUGGUCCCAUCUCGUGACACGAGAAUUUACCAAUUGUAAAUAAGAAUAAAGACUUUAUUAUCUGUUAUUGUAUGAAAUUUACAAUUUUACUCGUUGUGUUAUAAGUUUAUAAACUUAUUAGCUUAGAAGAGAAAAGUCGAGUUAUGCCAAAAAAUAAAGGAAAAGGAGGUAAAAAUCGUAGACGUGGUAAAAACGAAAAUGAGACAGAAAAACGUGAAUUGGUAUUCAAAGAAGACGGACAAGAAUAUGCUCAAGUUACAAAAAUGUUGGGCAAUGGACGUCUAGAAGCUAUGUGUUUCGAUGGGGUUAAACGGCUUUGUCACAUUCGAGGAAAGUUGAGGAAAAAGGUGUGGAUUAAUCAAGGUGACAUAGUACUGAUAGGUCUACGUGAUUAUCAAGACACAAAAGCUGAUAUUAUUUUGAAAUAUACACCAGACGAAGCUCGUAAUUUGAAAACAUACGGAGAAUUUCCUGAAACUGUGCGCAUCAAUGAUACAGUUACGUUUGUCGACGACGGUUUGGAUGAAGACAUUGAGUUUGGCGAUGAUAUUACCGAUGACGAUGAGGGAGAAGUUGUUGACAAUAUCUAAACUAUUCUGUGGCCCCUAAAUAUUGUAUAUUUCAUCCGAAACAAAUAAUAACAUAUUGAUAAUAUAAAAAUAAAAACUUUAAAAAUGAA
This is a messenger RNA of Adelges cooleyi (spruce gall adelgid), 693 nucleotides long. Its product is annotated as eukaryotic translation initiation factor 1A, X-chromosomal-like. Gene Ontology annotation, biological process: translational initiation. Bases 158 to 604 code for a protein of 148 amino acids. The transcript is spliced from 6 exons. Gene Ontology annotation, molecular function: RNA binding; translation initiation factor activity. NCBI's taxonomy places the organism in Eukaryota, Metazoa, Arthropoda, Insecta, Hemiptera, Adelgidae. Gene Ontology annotation, cellular component: cytoplasm. The record is from RefSeq and is a predicted model, not a curated record.